UAUUUCUAGAAAUGCAAACGUCUAAAAAAGACAGUUUGUCAUCUGCCUCUACUUCGAAAAUAGACUCCUGGAAUUCAACAUGGUUGGAUACCAUCUUUGGAAUGUACCUUCACAAUAAAUCAGGAAAACUAACACUCUAUUCCAGCUUAUUCUGCGAUCAAAGGAGUAUUCAUAAACAUUGAUACUAUAUAAGCAGAUUGUUCAAGAUGAAUUUAGUAAAAAGCUGCAGCAAAUUAUUCAUCCAGUCCAGACCAAUAAUGGGGUGUCGGAUUACAAAAGAAAGCUUUGUUAUCUCAAGAGGUCUCAGUUGUACUGGAGUACAUAGAAAUGUGGUAGACGUAAAAGAAUCUGGGAAAAGUGUGACUGUCACAUUCAAUAAUAAUUCAAAGCAUGAUUUCCAUUAUGUAUGGUUGCGAGAUCAUUGCAGAUGCAAAAAAUGCUUUAAUGCUGCUACAAAUCAACGAGAAGUUGAAAACAUUAUUCCUGUGGAUAUACAACCUAAAAGUGUUGGAAAACUGGAUGAUAAACUUCAAAUAAUAUGGAAAGAUGAUCAUGUCACAACAUAUGAAGGAUCGUGGUUACAAAAACAUCAUUAUGGUCAAACCUACAGCUCCAUUUUGUUAAAUGAAGUUGAUCAAUAUUUCUGGGGUAGUGAAUUGAAGGUUAACAUGCCACCAACUGUAAAUUACACAAAGUUGUUAACAGAAGAUACCGAAGUUUUAAAGUUGCUUGAAACAAUUACAAAGUAUGGUUUUGGCUUCGUUUCAGAAACUCCUACAACUGUAAAGGGGAUGCGAGAUGUAUGCGAUACGAUUGGACCAGUCAAGCACACGUUUUAUGGUGGUGUAGUUGAAUUUUCUAACAUUUCGCUUGAUCAGCUAGAACACUUCGAUACCUCAUAUCUUAACGUUUUAUUGAACGGUCAUACUGAUGGCACAUACUUUUCAGAUGCACCUGGGUUGCAGUUGUUUCAUUGCCACCAACAUACAGGUGGUGAGGGAGGAGAGACACUUCUCGUGGAUGGUAUUGGUGCUGCUUACAAACUAAAGGAGUGUGAUCCUGAAUCGUUUGAGUUUCUGUGCUCUAAAGCACUACCAGCGCAAUAUUACGAACCUGGCAAUUACAACAAAAUAUUGGAUACGAUGAUAAAAAUUGAUCCAUCCACGAAGGAGAUCUGUCAAGUCAGAAUAAACAACUACGACCGCGACGUGUUGACGUGUAUGUCGUACGACGACGUUGAAAAGUUUUACAAAUCUCUGUAUAGCUUCAUGUCUAUUAUAAAGAAUCCGGAAAACGAACUCUGGUUUAAAUUGACGCCGGGAAAUCUGAUUGUUAUUAACAACUGGAGAGUUUUACACGGACGAUCUUCAUUCACUGGUUCAAGAACGAUGGCUACUUGUUAUAUGUGUAUGGACGAUGUUUCAGGUAAAUUGAGAGCUUUGCGGGAAAAAUAUUAAUAUCAAGAGCUUUAUUACAGUUUAAUUAAAAAACGCAUAAUAUAUAAAAAUAUUAUCACAACAGUUUUAAGGUCGACCUGUAGGACAGGUUUAAUAAAAAAGAAAGAUUUUUGAGUAAAUCCACGUGUCACGGUAUUAUUGUUGUCAAAGACAAUGGAGCAAGAAUUUUUUAAUGAACAAAGGAUAAGGGGGUGGGGGAGAACAAAGGAGGGGGUGGGUUGGUGUUGCAACCUUCGUUUUUAGUUUUCUAAAUUUUCAAUAAAAAAGUUUAUUAUACUUUUUAAAACACAUUAUUGCAGAGUAAUAUAUUUUUUACGAUUCUUAUAAAUAAAAACUUUGAUAGUAUACAGUGGUCAGAAUAUAAACUUAUUUUUUUUGACCUGAUUUUUCGGUUUCUGUAUGUGGGUAGCUUUAGGGCGCUUAUUUUCCUAAUUUUUAAGAUAAAUUAGAAAACUUUAUUACAGUUUUAAAAACACAACAUUAUAACAGAAUAAUUUAUAUUUUAAUAUAUUUUUUACGAUUUUAACAAAUAAAAAUUUUUAUUUCAUACAAUGAUAUAUUUUUAUAUAUAUUUUUUUUCAGAAUAAACCUAUCCAACAUUUUUUCAUACAUAUUUCGUUGUUUCUGCAGUUCUUCUAAGCUUGUUAAUAGUUUCGUGAAUUAGGAACCGACGUGGGGAUAGAAGGUACUCGAAGCAUGAAUGUUUUCUACUCUUUUUCUUCAAAUGAACUUUUUAAUUUGGUGGUUGAUUCCAAACCAUAAGCUCCUGAUGCAUUUGACUCGAAUAUCUGGAACGACCUUUUGUGUGUUUGUGUGUUUGUUUGUUUGUUUGCUUGUUUGUUUUUGAGUUAGCUUGAUUGGUGUGUAGAAUUUAUUUUAGAAAUUUGAAGAAAACGUUUUCAAAACUAGGUGAAAUAUUUCCUUUAAGAUGUUCUUUCAACCGAAUGGUUGAUUUGCUUGUUUGGCUUUUGUAUAUGUAGCUUUGGAGCGUUUAUUAACCGUAAAAUUAAUUCAAAAUGACAUUACGGAAUUAACCUAGUUUGCGACGGAUUACAAUAUCGGACAUAAGAUAUAUAUUCUCGGGGAGAAAGCUGGGUUUAGGUAAGGGGAAGUUUAGUCACCAAUACGGAUAAGGAACAAAAAAUGCAGUGUUCGCACACUUCUAAAAAUCCCAAAAUUUCCUGUUGUUUUUUUUGGAGAAACUCAACUUAUAUAAAGGAUUUUCUUUUGUAAAAUAAAUUUCACAAUAUUAAAGUCAAAUUUUGUGUACGUGUUUUCCUAGCUGAUCGUAAGAAUUUCUUUAAAAAAACCGUUGAAACACUCCUAAAUAUCCUUAAAAAAUGAGUGCGAACCCUGAAAUGUUACUCCUUUACCUCUCUACUUAACCUCGGCAUCUUGUAAUUUUACUGACCCCGGGACGGCGAAAAGAACAUGUUCGUCUCGUUCUCCCCAUAUAAAAAAGAGACAACAGGCACUGGGAACGAGGUUGCUUUCUACUGCAUUAGCUAAUCUUAAAACUAGUCGGUUGAGCAUAAAAAUUAAAAUAGGCCCGUAGAAAAAUUAACUUUUU
Hydractinia symbiolongicarpus is the source of this 3027-nucleotide messenger RNA. Its product is annotated as trimethyllysine dioxygenase, mitochondrial-like. Gene Ontology annotation, biological process: carnitine biosynthetic process. Gene Ontology annotation, cellular component: mitochondrion. The coding region runs from base 207 to 1457 and encodes 416 amino acids. Gene Ontology annotation, molecular function: trimethyllysine dioxygenase activity; iron ion binding. Lineage: Eukaryota; Metazoa; Cnidaria; Hydrozoa; Anthoathecata; Hydractiniidae. The record is from RefSeq and is a predicted model, not a curated record. The transcript is spliced from 13 exons.